AUGGAGGGGCCAAAGGGGAAACAGGAGAAAGAAAAGGCUGGGAAAACAGUUCGGUUUAGAGUAGCAUCUGCCAACAGCGGCCGGGUCCUGACGGAGGUGUUCAAGGAUGAAACGGCCUGGUGCGGCUCAGUGUCGGACUCAGUGGACUCUGACUGCACCAGCAGCCCGGAGGCAGAGCAGGGCAGCCCGCCGCCCAGCAGCGAGGCGAACAGCCACCUGAACGGUCUGGUGGUGGAGACUCCAGUGGACGAGAACGGCUGUGAACAUGACGACCUGCUUUUGUACGCCAGUGCCAAGAGAGAGAUGCUCUUUAGCAACAAACGGAUCAAUAUCUGCAGCAAGAAUGGGACCAUACGAGGAGUGAGGAACAAAGUGAGCGCAGGCCAAGAGCUUUUCAACAACCUCUCCAACAUGUACUCUGGUUCCCUUCGUCAUCAGAAAAGGAGACCCUGGGAGAAGCAGUAAACAGCCUGGAAGUAGUAGUUUAACACAGUGUGGUCAACAGGAAGAAAAAGCACUCUGGCUGAGCUGUCAAGACUUAAAGGAGUUAAAAUAACACCCCUUACUUUCUUCUGUAAUGACGUCUAUUACUUUUAAAGGACUACAGCUUUGCAGCCCAGGCUGUUCAAGUUCUUUGAUUUAAAUAAAUCUCCUGGAUGAGGAUGUAAAAAAAGAUGUAAUAAAUAACUUACUGUAA
Molecule: messenger RNA, 697 nt
Organism: Centropristis striata (black sea bass)
Lineage: Eukaryota; Metazoa; Chordata; Actinopteri; Perciformes; Serranidae
Gene: grxcr1b
Product: glutaredoxin and cysteine rich domain containing 1 b
Exons: 2
Coding region: 1-465 (154 amino acids)
Biological process (GO): sensory perception of sound
Source: RefSeq, a predicted model, not a curated record